GUAAGGAGAGAGAAAAGGGGAGAGGAGGGCAAUAGCUCAUUAACAGAARCUCUGUAUAUGUGCAUUCUGCUAUUUGCCACAUGUCUACAAGGGAGUUUCUUCAGAGUGCAAAGAAAUCUGUGAACUCCUGGAAUAUUAUAAGUCUUUCCUUGAGAUGUCAGCCAAGAGCUUCAGUAUAGUCACCGUGGCUACUGUGCUUACUUUCUUCCUAAAGAUACAGCUCUCAAUGCAAGCGCCGUUGAAUGGGUCAAAAUGGUCUUAUAUUGGUCCUGAUGGAGAGAAGGCCUGGCCAAAGAAAUACCCAUUUUGUGGAGGAGUAUUCCAAUCACCAAUUGAUUUCCACAAAGAUAUUCUCCAGUAUGAUUCUAAUCUCUUGCCUUUAGAGUUCAUUGGCUAUAACGUGCCCUCCACUGACCAGUUUACRUUGAUCAAUAAUGGCCAUUCAGUGAAAAUGUAUCUGUCACCUACGAUGUCCAUCAGAAACCUCCCAUUUGAAUACACUGCAUCUCAACUUCACCUGCACUGGGGAAACAGAAACAAAUCUGAAGGCUCUGAGCACACCGUCAGUGGGAAGCACUUUGCAGCAGAGCUGCAUAUUGUACAUUACAACUCUGAGAAAUACCCUGACAUAACAGCAGCAAUGGACAAAGCAGAUGGACUGGCAGUUUUGGCUGUUCUGUUUGAGAUCGGACCCUUCAACCCAUCCUACGAGAAGAUCUUCAGGCACUUCCGGAAUGUGAAAUACAAGGAUCAGAAGGUCCUGGUGCCUGGUUUCGAUAUUCAAGAAYUGCUUCCUGACAGACUGGAUGAGUAUUAUCGCUAUGAAGGAUCCCUGACAACUCCUCCCUGCUACCCAAGUGUUCUCUGGACAGUUUUCCGACACCCCGUUAAAAUUUCUCAAGAGCAGUUACUGGCACUGGAAACAGCCAUGUACUGCACAGAGAGUGAUGACCCAGAACCCCUGGAAAUGGUUGAUAACUUCAGAAAUGUUCAGGAAUUCCAUGAAAGACUGGUUUUUAUCUCCUUCCGUGAAGGUUUUGUGGUUUCUGUUAUGAUAGUGUGCAUUCUGGGAGCUCUCAUCAUUCUCACAGUAGCCUUCUGCCUACUGAAGAAGAAAAGCUGCAAAAAAAGAGGGGAAGACAACAGAGGAGUCAUCUACAAACAAAGUAUGUACACAGAGGAAGAAGACAUCUCCAAAAUUUGAUGCCCUGCUCUGUCACAAAAGCCUCUUUCCAUUCAUAGCACUGAUUUAUUUUGGAUUGGUGAAACACAUCUCUUGUUCUUGGCUAAUGAUAAGCCUCAAGAGAGUUCUAAAAACACACCAGCCAAAAGCUUUCUGUAGCCCUUGUUCUCUUGUUUUCCAGGGAGAUAUGAUCAGUGAAUCCCCCUGAGCUGAAUUCCUCACCACAUUCUUUUCAUGUCUGCUGCCUUCUGAGUCUGGGUGUUUCAAUUGAUUUUACAGUUAAUCCUAAACUCCAGUUUCAUGGUUUGUUUAGCACAGGUUUUCCCACAGGUAUUCAGAUCUGAAGACACUCAUCAAGCUACAAGCACUCUUCCCUGUUAAAACAAGUUAUUUGUUUUAGCAGCAGGAAUAUAAACAAGAUAAAGGGCAGACUGUAUUUGACAUCAGAAUUYGAACCGGGUUGUUCAGCAGAUACAGUUUUUAAAAGCACAGGCAUGUGAUGCCASUGCAUCCACCAGUGGAAUUGUAAUAUUAGAGGAAAAGACAAGUGUAAAUGCAAUGAAAGCCACAUGGAUUAUUAACGGGGUUCAAGCCCAGGAACUCAGUGCUGAGAAAACACUACUGCUAGAGGAAAAGCUCACUUUCCAGCUAUUAUACAGCCUCACAAAUCUGUUAAGGAAGUCAGCCCCUGACUGUCCMUGGAAUUAGAGAAGAAGAUUGUCUUUUUAUCCUGCUCUUAUUUAUAGUGUGUGUAUGAAUGAUGUGAAGAUAACGUAGUUGCUGCUGCUUUUAAGCAGACUUGUCAUUUAAUCAUGAAAUCMUGAUAGAUAUUACAGUAUAUAUUAYWGCUGCAAUUACACAGUAGAUGUUUUCUCUGAUUCAGUUCUCUUAGUAAUCUGAUUCCUAGAAAGAAAUCUAAAUUAUCUUUUCGAACUUCAUAAGUUAGAUACCUGAGUCUUAUUAUGUAUUUUCGAAAGUGACCAGCAUAAACCUUAUUCCACAAUGUGGAAUGCCACUGACUUCAGGAACAAAAAGGUGUAUCCAGCCUACCCCAAAUUCCUCUUGAAUCUGACAUCUACAGUGGGGACCUGAAAUGCUUGUACUUCAGCAUCCAUGCAGGCAGUGAUAGGCCUCAGGAUUAUACCUACAUUAACUUCCGGUCUGAAUGCUUCUAAACACUACCGGGGAAAUUUCAAUUUGAACUUUAUACUUAGAUCCCUUUUAUAUUCGAUUGCAGCACCACCACAUCUGUGAUUUUAGAGAAAUAAACUCCUAUUGUAUGUGUUUCCUCCUUUCAAGAUGGUGGAUGCAGACUAUUUCAGCACAGAGUGUUUUAGAUUCUUCCCCUUCCAUCCCCAAGAAAAUUGUGUGAUGUUGAACUGUUUGAAAUUACUUUAAAAGAAUUUGUGUAUUUUAUGGAACAUUACUUACUCUUUGAAUAAAGGUGUUUAAAGACAAGAUUACAUAAUAAAUUUUUAUUUCUUCUAGAAGAGUAACAUUUUAUCAUGUAUUUCAACUUUUACCUCAGCUGAUUAGAAACAUCCAUCAAUCACUCUUUUUCAUGUAGCAUCCUUGACACCUGUAAAAAAAAACCAAAAACAUAAAACCUCAGCAGGGCAGACAUGCUUACUGUGAAGAAAAUCUCACAGUACCAGCAAAGGAAACAUAUUAAACACAUUUGACAGAAAAUGGCUCCUUCAGAAUUGUUUCUUAAGCAAAAGAACAAACUGAAGAGGAAUUCACACAAAUCAURUUCCUGCUACUCCCACUUAUAACACUCUCUAAUUUCAUGGAGGCUACCUAUAAAAUCCAUGCUGCCUUUGAAAAKGCAAGCAUAUGGGAAUUAUUGUUUUUCUUUAAUAUUGUAUUACCAGUUUGCACUGCCAGUGGUCCCUAAGCUGAAAGAAUCUAAGCCCAUAUGUUUUCUGGUCUCUGUAGCUACUGUCAUUUAAUAAAG
Messenger RNA from Malurus melanocephalus (red-backed fairy wren), 3140 nucleotides. It is a transcript of the gene CA12, whose product is annotated as carbonic anhydrase 12. NCBI's taxonomy places the organism in Eukaryota, Metazoa, Chordata, Aves, Passeriformes, Maluridae. The transcript has 10 exons. Gene Ontology annotation, cellular component: plasma membrane. The coding region runs from base 155 to 1204 and encodes 349 amino acids. Gene Ontology annotation, molecular function: carbonate dehydratase activity; zinc ion binding. The record is from RefSeq and is a predicted model, not a curated record.